AUGGAAUCCAUUGAUUCUACCUCCGAUUUGGGAGAAUUCUUUAUUCUUGAUGAUAUCGUAACUGUAAGGGCGGCCGAUGUACAUCAAGUCCCCCUUCUUGCCUACCCUCGGCCUGGCAAGGGUGUGGCUGAUUUCGAACUUUUCACUGGCCAAAAUCUGGACAGAUUUGUUGAUCAAGCUGCCAAAGAAUAUAUACGGCGUGGUUGUGCACCGGAUCAAGGCCAAGUAAUUGCCCUUGCAGGUCCAUCCGAUCUCGAUUAUGUGGUAUCAUUAUUUGCGUUGAGUAGAUUAGGAUAUACUGUUCUGCUCCUUUCACCAAGACUCGCAGCACUCGCCAUCACAAAUCUUCUCAAGAUGACAAAUUGUGAUACUAUAAUCUAUCCGAAUCUAUCUAUGCUCGUUUCAAACUUAUCGCAAGCCAAGAACGAUUUCCUUCCAAGAGAACUGAGAAUGAUUUCUAUGGCGACGCGUGAAAUAUACGACAGGCCUGGAGUACUAGAGGAGCCUCGUUUUAUCAGAAAGUUUGACAAGCAUGAGGAAAGGAAGAAGGUAGCGAUAAUAUGUCACUCUUCAGGCUCAACGGGUCUCCCGAAACCAAUCUAUCAGCCUCACAAUCGCUUCAUUGCUACUGUUUCUAACAGAGAAGGAACUUGUGAAUUCACAACAUUCCCUCUAUAUCAUAGCUGGGGUAACAAACACAUCACCAAUACGAUGUGGAUACGGAAAACUAUGUAUUUGCACAGUGCUACAGUGCCAAUGACAGCAGAUGGAAUGGUUGAAGUCUUGCAAAAGAUUAAGCCUUCUGUUUUGCAUGCUGUGCCAUAUGCUUUGAAACUGCUUGGAGAAAGUCGGAAAGGAGUUGAAGAGAUGGCGAGUUGUUCUGAGGUUCUUUACUCGGGAAGUCAAUGUCCGGAUAGUCUCGGUGAUUAUCUCACAAGCAAAGGUGUGAUUUUGAACACAUUAUUUGGCGCGACAGAGUUUGGCUCUUUUGGUUCAAGCAGAGGACGUGCGCCAGGUGAUCACAGUUGGAACUAUCUUCGAAUUCUGCCCUCAGUACAACCACACGUAUACAUGAAGCCAAUUGGCAACAAUUCGUACGAAAGUGUCUUUUUAUCAUCUUUGUCACAGCUAGUAACAACGAACUCGGAUGAUCCACCAGGAUCUUAUCAUUCUAAGGAUAUCUUCACACCUCAUCCUACUAUCCCCAAUGCUUGGAAAUAUCUGGGCAGAAUUGAUGAUCGGAUUACAUUAAUCAAUGGAGAAAAAGUUCUCCCGACACCGAUAGAAGGACGCAUUCGACAUGAAUUACUUGUUAGAGAAGCAGUGGUCUUUGGGAUCGAUAAAGCUUUACCAGGUCUUCUAGUUAUACGCUCAGAAGCCGCGCGAGUAAUUUCGGAUGAGGAAUUUAUUCAUGGCAUUUGGCCUGCAAUUGAAGAGGCAAAUGCAAACGCAGAAAGUUUCUCUCAAAUAAGCAGAGAAAUGAUACUCGCUCUCCCGGCUGGAACAGAGUAUCCGGUGACCGACAAAGGAUCUAUCAUUCGCGCUCAGAUGUAUCGCCAAUUUGCCGAACAGAUAGAAGAAGUCUAUCAACGAUUCGAAGAAGCCGAGAUGGGAACUCUAGAACUCGAAGGAUCGGAAUUGGAACAAUAUAUUUUGAGGAUAUUUGUUGAGGAUUUAGGCAUCCAGCUUUCAGGUCUCGCAGAUGACUUCUUCACUGCGGGUAUGGAUAGUCUUAAAGCUAUUCAAGCGAGAGGCUUGCUUCUGAAAAAACUUUCCAUGGGUGGUAAUGUUCGAAAUCUUAGUCAAAAUGUCGUGUUUGAGAGUUCCAAUAUUGCUGGGUUGGCGAAGAAAAUAUGUGCGAUUCGAAAGGGGGAAGAGGUGACAGAUACUGAAGACGUGUUUGAAGCUAUGAGGAAAGCAAUUGAAAAAUACUCGAACUUCAAAUCACAUACUCCAGGUGCGAGUAGUUCUGAGAAGACAUUUGUGGUUCUUACAGGAGCCACGGGCUCUCUGGGCGCUCAUAUUCUCGCACAACUCUUGCUUAAUGAUGAGGUACAUAAGGUAUAUUGUCUAGUGCGAGGUGAACAUCCACAUGCGAGGAUACAAGAAUCUUUGACUAAAAGAGGCCUUGAUGGAAUUUCCUCCGAUCCAAGAAUCAUAGGAUUAACAAGCAAUCUCAGUGGUUCUACUCUCGGUCUCGAGAAUUCAACACUCCAGGAAAUCAAAAACAAAACCACCCACAUAAUCCACGCAGCCUGGGCCGUAAACUUCAACGUCGGCUUCUCAGCCUUCGACAACGAUCUCGCCGGCCUCCACAAUCUCAUCCAACUAUCCCUCUCCAUCUCCUCUCCAUCCCCCGCACGAUUUUUCUUCUGCUCUUCCAUCUCCGUAGCAUUGGGUACCAAUCCCCCUGCCAGCAUCCCGGAAGCCCUCGUCGAAAUUUCUCAAUGCUCACCCAGCGGUUACGCGCGCUCCAAAUGGGUCGCUGAACAAAUUACCUCUAUAGCAUCUUCCCAAUAUGCAGCUCACGCACACAUAUUACGUAUUGGACAGAUAGCCGGAGAUACAAAAUUGGGUAUUUGGAAUGACACGGAAGCUGUACCGCUCAUUAUUAGAUCUGCACUCACGCUUGGGAAACUCCCAAUGUUGGAUCUUGUACGUACUGUCCCAUUACCUUACACACACACAUACACACACACACACAUAUCCCACCGUCCAUCCCCUAGAAAAUCCCCAAAACUCAAUACUAACCAACCCGCAGCAAUGCACCUGGCUCCCCCUCAACACCCUCACCUCCACAAUCCUCGACCUAACCUUCCUCUCCUCCCCCCACAACCCAUCUACAACCUCCUCUCCCCCCACCCAUUCCCCUGGACACAAACUCUCCUCCCCCUCCUCCAAUCCCACAAUCUCCCAUUCGUCCCCUGUCCCGUAGAAGAAUGGAUCGAAACUCUCAAACAGAGCGCGAAGAGUAUGAGUACGAGUAUGAGCACAGUAAGAGAAAAUCCAACGGUGAAGUUGGUGGGGUAUUUCGAGGGGGUUUAUGGACGGGGAUAUAUACAGACACGAGGGAAAGGGAAUAUAGAAUUUGAGAUUGGGAACGCGGAGAGGGAUAGUGGGAGUUUGAGGAAUGCGCCGGAUUUGGUGGAAGGAGGGUAUGUGGGGAUGGUUUUGGAGAGGUGGAUGGAGGGGUGGGUGGGGAAGGGGAAGGGGAUGGAGGCGUUGUAG
Botrytis fragariae is the source of this 3228-nucleotide messenger RNA. RefSeq names its product putative nrps-like enzyme protein. NCBI's taxonomy places the organism in Eukaryota, Fungi, Ascomycota, Leotiomycetes, Helotiales, Sclerotiniaceae. The coding region runs from base 1 to 3228 and encodes 1075 amino acids. The transcript has 5 exons. The record is from RefSeq and is a predicted model, not a curated record.